AUGACGCGGGAGAGUAAGCUGUUAGAUCACUUACGAAACUACCAGGAAGUAUUUGAAGCUCGGUUUUUAUAUAGAGCUGCAAACUAUGUGCAAGACUUCAUUUUAAGUUGCUACAAGGGAAAUGCCGUGAGCUUCGCCGAGCGUGCGUUUAACAGAGGUGAACACCGCAAGAUCACGCGGAUCUCGGGCUGUGAACGCAGUUUUGGAUGGUCCAAGUGA
Molecule: messenger RNA, 219 nt
Organism: Phytophthora nicotianae INRA-310
Lineage: Eukaryota; Oomycota; Peronosporomycetes; Peronosporales; Peronosporaceae
Exons: 2
Coding region: 1-219 (72 amino acids)
Source: RefSeq, a predicted model, not a curated record